ACAAAAUUGCCUCUAUGACAUGCCUCUUUAUUACGACGGGGACACACAAUUUCAGAACGCUCGAUUUCAGAACCUUGGACAAUUCCGAUGUUCACAACCAUAACAGCCUUGAACUCAAAGCACCUGGACAACCCGUCUUUACCUUUAAAUUAACGAAGAAAAUAUUGAAUUAUCUUUACAAUUUUUUCACAUAUCAACUUGAAAUCAGCACUAUUGACCAUGGGAUCCGCAAUGUCUAUCUCACUCCGCGAGAAGGCAGUCCACUUCAAAGAUGGGCCGGACACGGUGGGCCACUUCUUUGAAGUCCAGACCCGUAAGAGCGGCAAAGACAAGACCCUGAAGCGCUACUCGCCAUGGAGGCGGAUUGUGAAGAAGAAGGGCUCCAAGAAGGUGCAGGCCCACGAGAACACCAACCAAAACAACAUCGCCCAUCUGAGUAACGAGAACCUGGAGAAGUCUCAGUCCUCCUCCAACUUGUCCACCCUCACCCUGGAGAAGUCUCAAUCCUGUGACAAGCUGUCCACCCAGUACCAGAGCACUCCAGCCAUCGCCAACAGCUCCAACAACGCCGCCUCGUCGGUCGAGAAGGCCCCCUUGACCAACUCCAACACGGCCCCCGACACGCUCCAGACGGUGAUCGUCCAGGACCUCGACACGCCCAAGAGGCCGGUGAUGGUCCACGCUACAACCGGCGAGCUGCUGCGCUGCCUGGGUGAGUUCCUGUGCCGGCGCUGCUACCUGAUCCAGGACAUGUCUUCCAUGGACCCGGAGCUGUGGCUGCGGGUGGUUGACCGUUAUCUGCUGGACAACCGCUAUCAGAACCAGAGCUGCAUCAACCCGGCCAUGGUGGUCUUCCUCUACAUGCUGUGCCGCGAGGCGGUCUCCUCCGAGGUGGCCACCUUGCAUGAGCUGCAUGCCGUGCUGCUUACUUGCCUCUACACGACCUGCUCCUACAUGGGCAACCAGAUCUCCUACCCCCUGAGACCCUUCCUGGUGGAGACCUGCAGGCAGACCUUCUGGAUCCGCUGCAUGUCCAUCACCAAGCUGAUGAGUGGUAAGAUGCUCCAGAUGAACACAGACCCUAACUUCUUCUCCCAGAUGUUUGCUGACCUGAAGAACGAGAGCCAGAAGGAGGAGAAGAAGAGCCGCCUGCUCAGCGGUGUGUACAGCACUCAGUGAGGGACCUAGGGUAGAGGG
Messenger RNA from Coregonus clupeaformis (lake whitefish), 1197 nucleotides. RefSeq names its product cyclin-dependent kinase 5 activator 1-like. Gene Ontology annotation, biological process: activation of protein kinase activity; brain development; positive regulation of cyclin-dependent protein serine/threonine kinase activity. Gene Ontology annotation, cellular component: protein kinase 5 complex; cytoplasm. Bases 220 to 1179 code for a protein of 319 amino acids. The record is from RefSeq and is a predicted model, not a curated record. The transcript has 2 exons. Lineage: Eukaryota; Metazoa; Chordata; Actinopteri; Salmoniformes; Salmonidae. Gene Ontology annotation, molecular function: protein kinase binding; cyclin-dependent protein serine/threonine kinase activator activity.